Messenger RNA from Funneliformis geosporum, 181 nucleotides. The record is from the annotation of a GenBank genome assembly. Lineage: Eukaryota; Fungi; Glomeromycota; Glomeromycetes; Glomerales; Glomeraceae.
AUGAGACUGCAGCAAAAAGCUGGUACCCACAGGCUUACGAAACGUAAGCGCCCUAUGCUCCUACCCUCGCACAGUACUAUGCCGCUCCAGAUAACACCCGACCAGCCCUACCAUGAGACUGCCAGAAAUCUGGGUACCCAAGGGCUUACCAAAGAUAAGCAUGCCACGCCCCCACCCAUGC